AUGCAUCGUAAAAGUGUAUCCAUUGCCGUUUUAGUGACUCUAAGUUUAGUGAUUGUUACACAUGCAGCCAUCGAUGGAUCAGAUCCUAAUGCAAUAAUUGAUGCAGUGCAAAAAGUGCCAAAUAAUACGGAGCGAGUUGGAAGAACCCUGCAUAAGGAAUGCAACAGUUUGCUGAACUCAAAAUGCUUGAAGAUCCAUGUGCUGUCCUUUUUGGAAGACUUAAGCUCUCGCGAUGAGCUGAACCUCCUACCAGGAUUGAGCAUAGUGAAGGAGAAUCAGACAGGGAAUACUCCGAGUCCUGAGGAGAUGGCUGCGGAGUUAUCUCGGCAGUACCCUGGGAAACCUGAGGAGAAACUGAACAGGUUCUUGCUGUACCGUCUGCAGGAUUAUUUGGAUGGGCAUUCGUUGAGAUACCGACUGUUGGAUCCUCAAACUUCGAAGGAGGCUAUGGAUAUGGCGAAGGGUGAUAAGGAGUCUGUGGGGCGGAAGUCUGGUGGUGGUGGUGGACUGGGAGGAGGAAAAGGUGGCGGCGGUGGUGCUCUGUUAGCUGCUGCUUUGAUGAUGAAGGGUACUUUAGCAGCAGCAGCCCUUGGAGCAUUAGCACUUCUAGCCGGCAAAGCAUUGAUGACAGCUCUCAUAUCUCUUCUCCUAACUGCCCUCGUAGGACUCAAGGGUCAUGGUGAACACAAGUCUACCACGUACGAGAUCAUCACCAAGCCUGAGGUUUCUCAUCACCACUCCCACAGCCAUGAGGAACAUCAUGAGCAUGAACAUGGUCACCAUGGAGGUUACCGAAGGGCUUAUGACAUGAAUUAUAAUAGUUAUAUGCCUUAUGAUACUACUUCCAGUUAA
This is a messenger RNA of Helicoverpa zea (corn earworm), 852 nucleotides long. RefSeq lists its product as uncharacterized. The record is from RefSeq and is a predicted model, not a curated record. The coding region runs from base 1 to 852 and encodes 283 amino acids. NCBI's taxonomy places the organism in Eukaryota, Metazoa, Arthropoda, Insecta, Lepidoptera, Noctuidae. The transcript has 2 exons.